Molecule: messenger RNA, 1100 nt
Organism: Hippocampus comes (tiger tail seahorse)
Lineage: Eukaryota; Metazoa; Chordata; Actinopteri; Syngnathiformes; Syngnathidae
Product: phenazine biosynthesis-like domain-containing protein 1
Exons: 9
Coding region: 82-1056 (324 amino acids)
Biological process (GO): biosynthetic process
Cellular component (GO): cytoplasm
Molecular function (GO): isomerase activity
Source: RefSeq, a predicted model, not a curated record
GUGCGGGUGGCAAGCCUGACGAGUGAGACCAAACUGCCUGGGUCAAAGUCCCAAAACUGCUCUGUAUUUUGCACAUUCACAAUGGAGAUUCCUAUUUUUAUCGUGGAUGCCUUUACUAAUUUACCAUUUAAGGGGAACCCAGCAGCUGUUUGUCUUUUAAAACAUGAGCUGCGCGAUGAAUUGUAUCAGAAGAUAGCAGCGGAGAUGAACUUAUCGGAAACUGUCUUCAUCACCACGGUCAAGCCUUCUGAGGAUUUCACAAAGGAUUCAAGGUUCCGUCUCCGUUGGUUCACACCUACCACAGAGGUCAACCUUUGCGGUCAUGCCACUCUGGCCUCUGCUGCCGUGCUCUUCAAACACAAGCAAAAUGUGAAUUCUGCUGUGGCAUUUGAAACCAGGAGUGGAGAUCUGUCUGUUGUACAGGAGGGUGAGGAUUUAGUGAUGGAUUUUCCCCUCAACCCACCCACCAAGAAGGCUCCUGAGCAUUUUAGAGACCUUAUCAAGGCCUCAGUAGGAGAUCACCCAGUCCAGGAUGUUUAUCUGAGUUCCAACACUAAGAAACUACUGCUGCGACUGGCGGACACCUGUGACAGGUCAGUCCUUAGCAGUCUCAAAGUCAACCCUGAAGCCCUACGAAGCAGCGACCAGAGCGGACAAGUCAAAGGCCUGAUAAUCACCAUGAAAGAUAUUUUGCCCCCUGGAACGGAAUUCCGGAGGAUCCUGUCACAGGUUCUGCACACACAGUCCUGGCUAGCUACUGGUCUAAAGAACUGGGAAAGAAGAAAAUGCUUGGUCAUUAAUUUCACUAAAGUCCUUUCACAUCUUCAGUCAUCAAACUCUUGCAUAGCACAGUCACAAUCAUCUCAGCGUGUUGAUUUUACUUCUUUCUCCAUCCCGAUGUGUGUGUGUAGCAUUCCAGUGUUCCGAGCGAGGUGGAGAGCUGCAGCUCGAGGUGAGAGAAGAUGGAAGGCUCAAUAUAACAGGGAAGAGCGUCACCGUGCUGCAGGGAACAAUCACACUGUAGACACCUGCAGAGAAGAGCGCUUUAACUCCUAAGGCACUAUUAUUAUAUUGUGCUGUACAAAACAAUGUUUAUACAC